Molecule: messenger RNA, 2676 nt
Organism: Aspergillus alliaceus
Lineage: Eukaryota; Fungi; Ascomycota; Eurotiomycetes; Eurotiales; Aspergillaceae
Product: glycosyl hydrolases family 31-domain-containing protein
Exons: 1
Coding region: 303-2540 (745 amino acids)
Biological process (GO): carbohydrate metabolic process
Molecular function (GO): hydrolase activity, hydrolyzing O-glycosyl compounds; carbohydrate binding
Source: RefSeq, a predicted model, not a curated record
ACGAAUAUCCUGAAGAAAUCAUCCCCUCCAUCUCCUCAUCCACUCCACAUUCGGUCUCCGUGGGGGGUCCUUGUCUUUCGUCUAAGCCGUCUUACUCCACAUCUUGCCAAUCAUCGCAUAAUCCCGAUUAUGUAGACCUCUUUCGAUGCAUAACUUGCCCGACAUUCACAUCAGGCCAUGAUGUCAUUUAAAUUUGUUUUCACUUUAUUUAGCCUAUUUGGACGGGUAAAAUGCAUACGAAUAUGAUAUUAAAGGCGAGUAAGAGCUCAGAUAGAGUUCAACGCCAGGUUCAUUGAGCCAAGAUGUAUCGCUGGCUCGUAGCCCUAACUGCCUGCGCCGCACAGCUGGUGGAGCCGAACCCGAUCCAAACUCGGCAGUCAGACUACUUCUUGCCCAACUCCACCGGCUUUCGAAUGCAGCAUGGCUUCGAGACCAUCCUAGUGCAGCCCUUUGGAUACGAUGGAUUCCGUGUGCGUGCAUGGCCCUUUAGGGCCCCCACUGGCCAGGAGAUCAGCUUCAUCUAUGACCCACCACUGGAAGGCUUUGAGGAUGGACAAGCCCACGGAUUUGAAUUCGACACGGCAUUCAACGGCAAUCACACCGUCGCAAUUCGCAAUGGAAACACUAUUGUACGCACCUCUGGCUGGGGCGGAAACCCCGGCGGGUACCGACUAGCCUUCUUUCGCGUCGAGAAAGACGGUUCCGAGACUCUAUUGACCAACGAGUAUGCACCACUCAAGUCGAUUAACCCACGAUACUACUAUUGGAACGGGCCCGGCAGCGAAUUCUCCGCUGAGUUCUCGUUCAGUGCGACGCCUGACGAGCAGAUCUAUGGUACUGGUACGCAGCAGGACCACCUUGUCAACAAGAAGGGGUCUGUCAUUGACUUGGUCAACUUCAAUACCCAUAUUCCCACGCCCGUGUUCAUGAGCAACAAAGGCUAUGCAUUUGUCUGGAAUAUGCCGGCCCAGGGCCGCAUGGAGUUUGGCCAGCUGCGUACCAAGUUCACCGCUGACUCUACUACCGUCGUUGACUACGUUGUUGUGGCUUCGACACCGGGCGACUAUGACACGCUACAGAAACGUCUCUCUGCGCUAACGGGCAGAGCACCCACUCCUCCGGAGUUCAGCCUGGGUUACAUCCAGUCUAAGCUGCGAUAUGAGAACCAGACAGAGCUGGAGCUCCUAGCACAGAAGUUCAAAGACAACAACGUGCCCGUGGGCAUGUUCGUGAUCGACUACCAGUCGUGGCGAAACCAGGGCGACUGGGGUCUCGACCCAGCCCUGUGGCCGGACGUAGCAUCCAUGGCCAAGAAGGUGAAGGAGCUCACAGGCGCAGAGAUCAUGGCUUCACUGUGGCCCAGUGUAUCUGACCACAGCGACAAUUACCUCGAGCUACAAGCCAACGGCUACCUGUCCGCGACUCGCGACGGCCCCGGAACCACCGACUCGUGGAACGGCUCCUACAUCCGCAACGUGGACUCCACCAACCCCGGUGCCAGAAAAUUCAUCUGGUCAACCCUGAAACGCAACUACUACGACAAAGGCAUCAAGAAUUUCUGGAUCGACCAAGCCGACGGCGGCGCGCUCGGCGAAGCCUACGAAAACAACGGCCAAAGCACCUACCUCCAGUCCGUGCCUUUUGCCAUCCCCAACGUCCUCUACGUAGUCGGCACCCAGCGCAGCGCGGGAAAAUACUACCCCUGGGCCCACCAGCUGGCGAUCGACGAAGGCUUCCGCAACGUCACCGACAGCAGGGAAGGCGAGGCCUGCGAACACAUCUCCCUCAGCCGGUCGGGCUUCAUCGGAUCCCAGCGCUUCUGCAGCAUGAUCUGGUCCGGCGACACUACCUCCGCGUGGGAAACACUAGGUCUCCAGAUCGCCAGUGGCCUCUCCGCCGCAGCAACGGGCUGGAGCUGGUGGACCAUGGACGCGGGCGGCUUCCAGCCCGACCCGACGGUACCCUGGAGCGCUAACGUCGACACACCUGAGUAUCGGGAGUUAUACGUGCGCUGGCUCCAAUGGGCAACGUUCGUUCCCUUCAUGCGCACGCACGGUCAACGUGCCUGCUACACCCAGGAUGCCUAUACGUGUAACAACGAGCCGUGGUCGUAUGGCGAGGAAAAUACCCCCAUUAUUCUCUCGUAUAUUCAUCUCCGGUACCAGUUGAUAAAGUAUCUGCAGGCUAUCUUUGACCAGUUCCAUAAGACCGGUCGGAUGAUUAUGCGGCCGCUGUAUGUGGAUUUCGAGCGCACCGAUCCGAAUAUCGCGCGGUGGACGCAGGCGAACACGAAUGUGACGACGCAGCAGUAUAUGUUCGGUCCGAGAUUGCUUGUGUCGCCUGUUACUACACCCAAUGUUACUGAGUGGUCGGUGUAUCUGCCGCACACUGGUCAGAAUGGUGCCGAGCCUUGGACGUAUUGGUGGACUAAUCAGACGUAUGCGGGGGGACAGACUGCCACUGUGCCGGCGCCUAGGGAGCAUAUUCCGGUUUUCCAUCUUGGGAAGAGAGAGGAGAUCCUUAGUGGUAGGGUGUUUUAAGGGAGGGAGGAGGGGAGGGGGGUUGGGUUCUAUGUCCCUAUGGCUAGAACUGGUGUCGGGGAAAGUGCACAUUUGAAGAAAGAUAUAAAUUGUAAUGCUGCUCACAUUAUCAAUUUUGAUUGAACCUCCAGAUAAA